This is a messenger RNA of Leguminivora glycinivorella, 1939 nucleotides long. RefSeq names its product ecdysone oxidase-like. NCBI's taxonomy places the organism in Eukaryota, Metazoa, Arthropoda, Insecta, Lepidoptera, Tortricidae. Bases 58 to 1932 code for a protein of 624 amino acids. Gene Ontology annotation, molecular function: ecdysone oxidase activity; flavin adenine dinucleotide binding. The transcript has 4 exons. The record is from RefSeq and is a predicted model, not a curated record.
GGGCCUCCGAAUUGGCCCGAAACAUGUCGCAGCAAUAGCGAUAUAAUAACGGUCGCCAUGCUGCCGCCGUGGCUCUUUCUACUGGCUCUGGCGAGGAGCAGCGUCGCGCUGGUCGCCACAGAUCUGCCCCGGUCCGUUAACCUGAAAGAUGGUCAGGAGUUUGACUACAUCGUAGUGGGGGGUGGAGGGGGCGGUGUUCCCGCCGCGUCUCGACUGGCGCUGGCUGGAUAUGAAGUGCUGCUUGUGGAAGCGGGGGACGACCCCAAUAUACUCAGCGAUAUCCCAAGCGGUGCCCAGGCUCUCCUCGGCUCAAACAUAGACUGGCAAUACCCGACCAUCCCCAACAACGUCUCCUGCCUCGCCUCGCGGGACAACAACGCGUGCCGCUUCAGCCGCGGCAAGUGCCUCGGCGGCUCCACCAGCAUCAACUACAUGAUGUACACGCGAGGCAACCCCCGCGACUUCGACGACCUCGCCAUCGACGGCUGGGCCUGGGAAGACGUCAGACCAUACUUCCUCAAAUACGAGGGCUUGCAAGUCUUGGACGAGCUACCACCCACUUCAGCUCCCUAUCACAACACCAACGGAACCAUGAAAGUAGGCUUCUUCACCAACUCCGAAAACUCGUGGCACGACAGAAUAAUUAGGAGUCUACAACUUCUAGAUUUCCCUUUCAAUCCAAAUGUGAAUGCUCAAUCGCAAAUUGGUGUAACUCAAGUGGUAGGGUACGUGCACAAAGGCACUCGUAUGAGCACUGCGCGUGGAUACCUUACAAGAAAAGACGUCAAAAAAGCACUGAAAGUGGCAAAACGCACACGGUGCACUGGCGUGAUCUUAGACGAUAACAAUAAAGCGAAGGGAAUUAAGGUUAUAACUCAAAAAAAUCUAGAUGUGCUCGGUUUGCUUAAAAAGGAAAUCAAUCUUUACGUAAGGAAAGAAGUGAUCCUCUCAGCGGGGACAAUCGGAACCCCUCAGAUAUUAAUGUUGUCCGGGAUAGGACACGCCGACCAUUUGAAAAGCUUGGGGAUCCCCGUGCGCGUCGACCUGCCCGUCGGCGACAACAUGAGCGACCACGUGCUGCCGCUCUGCUUUAUACAAGCCGACCCGGGCCCCGGCAUCCCCGUGCUGAACCCCUUCGUGAUCGGACUUAAAGGCGUGCAGGGCGUGCAGUGGAUAGCCACUAAAGACGGACCUCUCGCCUCCAACGGCCUUACCGACGCCACCGCGCUCGCGAACACCAAGUGCUACGACUUCGAACAGCGGAAGCUCACCCAUAACAGCUCCGACUGCGAACUCCCGACGCUGCAACUAAUCAACGCCUUUGUAGACCGCAAUCUACUGCAAAGCAUCGAGCUGAUCGUUCAAAACGCUGUCGGUUUGAAACUGGAUGUCGUUCGUCAGCUCAGUGCCGCCAACGUGCACAAAGCUUUAAUGGCCGUUUCACCUGUAGUAUUACGACCUUACUCUCGAGGUACUAUUCGACUGAAGAGCACAGACCCUACUGAUGUUCCAGCUAUAUUCCCGAAUUACCUAGGUGACGAGCGCGAUAUAGAGGAAAUGUUGCGCAGUAUCACAAUUUUGGAACAUCUGGUGGAAACGCCUGAAUACAAGGCGCACAAUGCGUCUAUGUUGCACUUGAAGUUCGAUGGAUGUCCAGAGUACGAGGAGGAUCGUGUGGGGUACUGGACGUGUUUCUGCCGGCACAUGACGUACUCGGUGUUCCACGCGGUGGGCACGGCGGCGCUGGGGCCGGUGCUGGAUGAACAGCUGCGCGUGCGCGGCGUGGACGGGCUGCGCGUGGCCGACCUCAGCGCCAUGCCGGAGCUGCCGCGAGCGAAUACCGCCGCCACUGCCAUCGCCCUCGGUGAACGCGUGGCUGACUUCAUCUUGAAUGGCAAUGUUGGCUCGAAUGACGACUAUGAUGAUGAAUAAAUGAUCA